AUGAGCACGGAUAUCAUCGUUCUGGCCUUUGAGUGUGAAGACAAAAGCAGCGUGAUCACUAGGAAGAGUGUCAGAAUAGCCAAUGAUUUCCUGGCUUUUCGAAACGGCCUUAUGGAAGCACAAAAAAGAUGUAUUAAAAGGGAAAUGGCAAAAGCACCAGCGAAUCGAUCGCUUGUGAAUGUGCAACUGAAUGGAGCCGAGACGACGCGAAUUAGUUGGGCUUAA
Messenger RNA from Gongylonema pulchrum, 225 nucleotides. The record is from the annotation of a GenBank genome assembly. Lineage: Eukaryota; Metazoa; Nematoda; Chromadorea; Rhabditida; Gongylonematidae.